Messenger RNA from Trichechus manatus latirostris (Florida manatee), 2838 nucleotides. RefSeq names its product ubiquitin conjugating enzyme E2 D1 (gene UBE2D1). Gene Ontology annotation, molecular function: ubiquitin conjugating enzyme activity. The record is from RefSeq and is a predicted model, not a curated record. The transcript is spliced from 7 exons. Gene Ontology annotation, biological process: protein K48-linked ubiquitination. The coding region runs from base 131 to 532 and encodes 133 amino acids. Lineage: Eukaryota; Metazoa; Chordata; Mammalia; Sirenia; Trichechidae. Gene Ontology annotation, cellular component: nucleus.
GCACAGGCGCCCAGAGCAAGCCAGCGAGCGGCGAGCCGGGGAACCACUGGGCUGAGCCAGCCGAGCAGCCAGCAAGCCGAGCCCGCAGCCGCCCCCCGCUGGCCGGUGUCCCCGCCGCCCUCCCUGACCCAUGGCGCUGAAGCGGAUUCAGAAAGAAUUAAGUGAUCUGCAACGUGAUCCACCUGCUCACUGUUCAGCCGGACCUGUGGGAGAUGACUUGUUCCACUGGCAAGCAACUAUUAUGGGGCCCCCUGAUAGCGCAUAUCAAGGUGGAGUCUUCUUUCUCACUGUACACUUUCCGACAGACUACCCUUUUAAACCACCAAAGAUUGCUUUCACAACAAAAAUUUACCAUCCAAACAUAAACAGUAAUGGAAGUAUUUGUCUUGAUAUCCUGAGGUCACAGUGGUCACCAGCUCUGACUGUAUCAAAAGAUGACCCUUUAGUACCAGAUAUUGCCCAAAUCUAUAAAUCAGACAAAGAAAAAUACAACAGACAUGCAAGAGAAUGGACUCAGAAAUAUGCAAUGUAAAUUCAAAAAAAUUUUUCACAUAUACCAGAGUACUGUAAAAUCUAGGUUUUUUUCAAUAUUAGCAGUAAAUUGAGCACUGUUUACUGUUUCAGUGUACCACGAAACCCUUUGAUUUUUACCCAUUUUAAAUGUGCUUCUGAAGCAAGACAAAACAAACUUCCAAAAAUACCCAUAAGACUGUGAUGAGAGCAUUUAUCAUUUUGUAUGCAUUGAGAAAGACAUUUAUUAUGGUUUUUAAGAUACUUGGACAUCUGCGUCUUCAGCUUACAAGAUCUACAGUGCAGCUGAAAAGCAACCAAAUUAUUUUUUGCUGAAACUAGAUGUUUUUACAUGAGAAAUACUGUACGUGUUGUUUAAGAUGUCAUCAGUUUUAUAAAUCUGUCUUCAGAUUUCAUUCUGUUAGCUCACUUUAUAAUUUGUAUUUUUUUACUGUAUAGACGAAAUAUAUUCUAUUUACCAUGUGCGUCAACUCAUUACAUUUUUCCUGUGAACAGUAUUGAAGAAGCCCAGCAACUGAUAAUUAAAUGAAUUAACUGUUUGUCUCCCUUAUCUUAGGAUAUUCUGUAGAUUGAUCGAAGAUUUCUUAAACAUGAAAUGAUCUUUACACUGUAAUUCUCAGUAUACUGAUUAUGGAGAAACACUUGUUUUGAUUUUGUUAUACUUGACUUAACUUUAUUGCAAUGUGAAUUAAUUGCACUGCUAAGUAGGAAGAUGUGUAACUAUUAUUUGUUGCUAUUCACAUUUGAAUUUUUUUCUGUAUAGGCAAUAUUAUAUUGACACCUUUUACAGAUCUUACUGUAGCUUUUUCCAUAUAAAUAAAAUGCUUUUUCUACUAUUUGUCUUGAUUACUUAUGAGGAAAAAAAAAUUAUAAGGAUCAAAACUGUAUUAAAAUUUUGCAUGAAAUUUAAUUCUAAUUUGUGAGAAUGGAGCCUGUUGUAUUUGGCAUUAAUCACCAUUAAUUGUGUAAAUUUUAUUAUUUUAAGUUAGUGUCUCUUUACUAAAUUGUCACUCUAUAAGACAAUAUACAUUGGUCUCUUGUUAUAGUGGAGAAUUUAGAGUAAAUUCAGGUUAGUCAUGGAUCACAUCUAAGAUGGAUUUACUAUAGUAAUAAAAUGAAUGUAAGGCAGUGUCACACACACUGAAGAAAAGUCUUUAUCGGCCUAAAGAAUAGCUAGAUUAAUUAAAAUGCCCCUCUAGAUGUAACUGACAUAUUUGUUAAAAUUUUGAAAGCUAGAAUUUCUAAAAUAGAAUUCCAGUGCCAUCAUAAUUUGAAUGAGAACAUUCAUUUUUUACUAUAGAAGUCACAAAGAAAAUGCUAAAGUGAUGUGUCUGUUUUUUUAAAUUGUCAGCCAAGUGAUUUAAGUAAACAAGUUGUCAUUACAACUUUUAAAGAAAGCAAGAAAUUUCUAAUGUUUUAACAUGGAAAAAAUUACAUCUCUUUAAUCUUUAGCGUGCUUAUCAAAUUUGAAUGAACGUCAUUUUAAGGACAGUUGUAGCGCUUCUGCUUAUUGGAGUGGUUGUAUAACUGUGCAAGAAUCUGUGAUAGGUGGAGUCAUUAACAAAACAUUUAAAUCUCUUGAGUAUUUUACCAUGGUUCAUUAUUGUUAAAGCACAAAUUAACCUAUUGUUAAAAUAUGCCAUGUGUUUUUAUUAAUGAAUAUAAAAUAAUUUAAAUGGAUUGUGAAAUGGAGGUUUAAGAAAAUGUAGACUUAAAAAAGUAAUAUAAGAGAUGUCUUAAAACAGCCAUAUCAUGAAAAAUAUUACUAGGUAUAUUAUUAUAAGCUACAUUUACCCUGAAUUUGAACACUAAACAUCAUUAGCUUUACAUAUUUAGUAUAUUUUAAUAAUGAGGAAUUUUGUUCCUUGAGUAUCUUUCACUUUUAAACUUUCAUUUGUAUGGCAUUUAUUUUUUAAAGUGUCCUUUUUUUUAAAUUAAAAUCUUUGAAAUUUGCCUACCAUUGUUUGCCUUUGCUUACAUUUGAAUUGUACAGUCUAUUGAGAAGUGAGCACAAGUUCUCAUUAGCUAAAAAUAUUAAAGAGCUCAGUGGUGGUAUAAUGAUCAGUCAGAUCACCAUUUUGGGUAUAUUGUUUUUGCUUAAUUCUAACAAAAAGAAUAUCAGUUACCUUUUAAAACUAAAUUCAAGACCAGGGGCCUUCCUCAUAGAUUAAGCAUGAGUUUAAGGAUCUCCUUGGAGUGAGAGAGGAGCCCUAGUGGCACAGUGGCUAAAGCGCUCAGAUGCUAACCAGAAGGUUGGUGGUUAGAACCAACUAGCUGCUCCUUGGGAGAAAGAUGUGGCAGUCUGCU